Molecule: messenger RNA, 1556 nt
Organism: Arachis ipaensis
Lineage: Eukaryota; Viridiplantae; Streptophyta; Magnoliopsida; Fabales; Fabaceae
Source: RefSeq, a predicted model, not a curated record
AAGAAAACAAACAGGUGUUUGGUUCAGAUUCCAGAAUCGCGCGAUCCAAGAAUUGGAGCUCACUCAGCUCAAAAUAAAAAAAUAAAUAAUAAUAAUAAUAAUAAUAAAUUGAAAGAAGCCUGAGACUCACACAAAACACACGCAUAUAAAAUUACAAAUCUCUCGUUACUCAAAAAUUUGACGUGGAAUCAGGUCUUCGAAAUUCGACUUCUGGUUUUGGACACCUGAUUUCAGUUGGUUACAUUACAUUACGUUACGCUCUAAUAGGGAGAGAGAUAGAGUGGUGUUAUAAUAAGAAGAAGAAGAAUGGGGUGUUCAUUUUCUGGUUUGAACGCACUUUACGAUUCCGUUAACGGAGGCGGAGAUGUUUGGAUCAACGAGAACCGGUUCCGUAUCGUCAGGCAGCUCGGUGAAGGUGGCAACGCCUAUGUCUUCCUCGUCAAGGACGUUCCCGCCGACAACGUCUCCGGCGGUUUCUCCUCCAAGCUCAAACAGUCCUCUCACAUUUCCGAGGACGGAACAUAUGCUAUGAAAAAGGUCCUCAUCAAGAGCAAUGAGCAGCUGGAGUUGGUCAGGGAGGAGAUCCAUGUUUCAUCACUGUUCAACCACCCAAAUCUGCUCCCGCUUCUCGAUCAUGCAAUCAUUUCUGUCAAGCCUACUCCACAAAAAUCUUGGAACCACGAGGCAUACUUGUUAUUUCCACUUCAUUUGGAUGGAACACUGCUAGAUAAUACCAAGACAAUGCAAGCCAGGAAGGAAUCCUUUCCUACCUCGGAUGUUCUUCAAAUCUUUCGACAGCUUUGUGCAGGACUCAAGCAUAUGCAUGGUUUAGAUACUCCAUAUGCUCAUAAUGAUGUCAAACCUGGUAAUGUUCUCAUAACACAUAGAAAAGGACAACCGCCUCUUGCCAUACUCAUGGAUUUUGGCAGUGCUCGUCCUGCCAGGAAGCACAUUGGUUCCAGAUCAGAGGCACUCCAGUUGCAGUGCUUUGUUCAGCCCCCUGUGUAGGAAUGGGCAGCUGAACACUGUUCUGCCCCUUUCCGAGCUCCGGAGCUGUGGGAAUGCCCAAGCCAAGGUGAUAUAGACGAGAGGACUGAUGUUUGGUCACUAGGAUGCACAUUAUAUGCAAUAAUGUGAGAAUUGAUUUUUCUUUUGUAUGUGUUUAAGCUUUAUGUUUAAAACUUUUUACAAUUUUGCUGCCUUAAUGGCAUUACACCAUGCAUCUGUUGAUGUACUUGAGUUAUGCAACCCCACGUCCCUAUUGACACGGAGAGAUUUAAGAGAACAGUUGAGGCAUCGUUACACAUUGCAGUUGUUAAAAUUUCAUGUGCCUUCCCUAUCUAUUGAGAUAGAUAGAAAAGGAAUAGUUCCCUGCCUUAGUUUUUAUGUGUAUCUUUAUAUUUUUUUUGUGGUAGUCUAGGUAGUCGGGCAUUGGGCUUAAUUAUUAUUUCGGUAAUUUAUACAUAAUUUUGUCUAUUGUAAUUUAUGAAAUGGCCAGUCUCCCUGUAAUCUUCAGGAUUCAUGCGCAUAAAUGGCAUAUGGUUUAUUUACUUAUU